CAAGGUGCCUUUGCGAGGCAGCGUGGGCAGCCGCCACCGGUCUGGGAGACGAACCGAGCCUCACCUCCCUCUUCUCGGUGUCCCAUGGCGGCGGGGCGGCCUUGAGAGGGGCUCAGCCGGGCUGGGCAGCCCCUCGGAUGGAAGCGCCGGCGGCAGCAGCAGCAGCAUCGGCGGGCCGGGUGGGGCUCCGUCCGGGUUCCCCGCGCGCCCUCCGCGCGCCCCUGGCCUGGGGCUGGCCCCUGCCCACCGCCGCCCUCUGCGCCUACGGCUUCUUCGCCAACCUCCGCCCCUCCGAGCCCUUCCUCACGCCUUACCUGCUCGGGCCCGACAAGAACCUCACCGAGACCCAGGUCUUCAAUGAAAUCUAUCCAGUAUGGACUUACUCUUACCUGGUGCUGCUGUUCCCUGUCUUCCUGGCAACGGACUUCCUCAGAUACAAGCCGGUCAUCCUCCUGCAAGGACUAAGCCUUAUUGUGACAUGGUUUAUGCUGCUUUAUGCCAAAGGACUCUUGGCUACUCAGUUCCUAGAAUUUUUCUAUGGACUGGUAACUGCCACAGAAAUAGCCUAUUAUUCCUACAUCUAUAGUGUUGUGGACCUAAACUUAUACCAAAAAGUCACAAGCUAUUGCCGAAGUGCAGCCCUUGUGGGUUAUACUGUAGGUUCUGUCUGUGGACAGAUCCUGGUGUCUGUCGUUGGCUGGUCUUUGUUCGUUUUGAACGUGGUGUCUCUCACCUCCGUAUCGGUGGCCUUUGCCGUGGCCUGGUUUCUGCCCAUGCCACAAAAAAGUCUUUUUUUCCAUCACCGUCGCUCGAGUGCCCAGGUCAGUAAGGAGACGAAAGUUGUAGAAUGUAGAAAUGGAACAGUCCUCCAAGACGAUCCUGCCUUAAAGAGGGUGCCUGGGUGGGACGAUGUUGAAUCGAAUGUCCCUUUAAAUAUAGAAGAACAUCCUGAAGAGCAGCAGGAGCAGAAGGUGGACAUUGGGAAGGUAAUAAAGGAACUCUGGCAGGAUUUCCUCCAGUGUUACUCUUCUCGAACUCUGCUGUGUUGGUCUGUCUGGUGGGCACUCUCUACGUGUGGUUACUUCCAGGUGGUAAACUACAUUCAAGGCCUGUGGGAAAAGGUACAACCUUCUCAGAGCUCAGAGAUCUACAAUGGUGGCGUUGAAGCUGCUUCCACAUUGUUGGGAGCCGUGGCUGUGUUUGGUGCAGGCCAUGUAAAAAUAUCUUGGGCUACUUGGGGUGAGAUCGUCUUAGCCAUGUUCUCCCUCUUAAUUGCUGCGGCUGUGUAUAUCAUGGACACCAUUCGUAACAUCUGGGUGUGCUACACUUCCUAUGUAGUUUUCCGAAUUGUCUAUAUGCUGCUCAUCACAGUAGCAACGUUUCAGAUUGCUACAAAUCUCAGCGUAGAGCGUUAUGCCCUGGUUUUUGGUGUCAAUACAUUCAUCGCCUUGGCAUUGCAGACACUACUAACUUUGAUAGUUGUUGAUGCCAGAGGACUUGGGCUGGAUAUAUUUACCCAGUUCACGAUCUAUGCUGCUUACUUUGCUGUCAUAUCCGUUAUAUUCUUCAUCAGUGGCACAUGCAGUAUUAUCGCAAAUUACCGGAGGAAGGAGAGGAGGAGGAGAAACAACGCUACAGAAAAUGGUGCUUAAGAACACAGCCUUUCAAUUUGUUCAACAUCUGUCCCCAAGCAAGUGGGGAUCUAUUUUAUAUAUGCAGUUUCUUAUUUAUUAAUGUAUUGACAUGUGGUUAUUUCCAGACUGUUACCUGAACUGUACUUGACCAAUAUUUGUACUAUAUUAGUAGCAUAGGUUAGUAACAGAAUGUAUUGAACUUUAUCUUACAUAAGUAAGAAUAGUAUUUAUAAAAACAUGGUCUCAUACAGACAAUUUUGUUCUCGGUAGGGGAGAUCUGACUUGCGGAUUUCCCUCCUUCUUUUGUGACAAACAAGCCAUAAAGCAAUCCAUAGUAUAUGGGAUUUUUUUAAUUAUCCCAGUUCAUGUUGGUAAUGCUUUUGGAAAACUGUCUCUAAGAGACUGGAAUUUGAGCAUAGCCAAGAGCUGGAAUCAAUGGUGACCUUCAAGUUGGCAGUGAAAGAACACUGUCAUGGAGAUGUUGCACUCAUGAAUGUUGAAGAGCUCUCAUUUUCACGCACAAAUAUUUUCCACACUGUUGUAUGUCUUGUCUUGUCUGCCUUUUGGCAUCUCUAAAGCAGGAGUGGGUAAUGUGGCCCUCCAGAAGUUGUUUGACUAUACAUCCCAGCAUCUUUCACCACUGGUUAUGGUGAUAAAGGUUAAUGGGAGCUUCAGUACAACAGCACCUAGAGAACUAUACAUUGCUAACCAAAGUACUAGAGUAGUGGUUCUCACCCUAUAGGUCCCCAGAUGUUUUGGCCUUCAACUCUCAGAAAUCCUAACAGCUAGUAAACUGACUGGGAUUUCUGGGAGUUGUAGGCCAAAACACCUGGGGACCCACAGGUUGAGAACCACUGCAAUGUUUAGUUUUCUUUGAUUGUUCUUGUCCAUUAGAUUGAAGUCAAUAAAAUGAGUGUUGACUUCUGACCUCAUGAAAAUACCAGUUGUAGCUUUUGAUUUAUAGAUAUGGUGGGUCACUGUGAGCAGAUACACCAAAUGCAUGUUCCUUUGAAGACUUUAUUCAGCUCCUGUAUAAAGAUGUGUUAACAGUCUGUUAAGAUUUUAUAUUUAAACUCUUGACAGUAGACAGUGACUAGAAGAAUGAACGAACAACAAUAUGGUCUGGCAAAAUCUGCUCAAAUAAAAGAAAUCUUCUUGGAUUGGAAUUUCUGCCCAACUAUUAGUUUUUCAAAUUAUAGACAAAGACAUUGACAACACCAAGUGGAAGUUUGUCUUCAUGGUUAUUCCCCCUGAUUUCUCUGAGCCCGUUUGUUUCUUAAAGGUUUGUUGAUGCAAAUUAUAUGUGUAUGACACUGUAUUAUGCUGAGCUGUGAUAUUAGCAAACCAUGGUCAUAUGUGCUCAGGUAAAUGCAAAAUCUACAAGGGCUGCUGUGUGGCUUCGAAUAAGGCAGUAUUUUCCAUGUAGAAGGGGAGGGGGGAAAAGCCAUAGGCCUACCUAAAUCUAGUUCAUAGCCCAGUUAGAGUGACUCCAUACCUCUGUGAAAACUUGGUACAUCAGCUAUUCCUUUUUAAGUUCCACUAAUUAAAUGAACCUGCUUCAAUUGAGAUUAGCAAUUGGAUUUUGGGCUUAUUAUGUGAAGAAGUGCUUUAUUUUAAGGCCUCUUCCUAGUGUUGUGUGAAAACUGAUCAUUUAAUGUGGUUCUUCAUUAAGUAAGAAUUUUCAUGUGUGAAUGUGAAAUCCAAUUGUAUUACUGAAUUUACAGUACUGUUCCUAACAGUCAUGUUUGAGAUCCAGAUUCUGAUACACACAAAUGGCAUGCUAUUGGUUCCAAAUGUAUAGGGAGCUUGAAAUUGGAUUUGAAUUUAAAUGUUGACCUCUUUAAAUCUACAGUUCAGAAAUAAUACUAAAUCUGAGAUAAAUUCAGACAGGUUUAUUCAUACAUUAGGAUUUUAGCUACAUUUGUAACAAGGUCUGUUUAGAGGUCCAAUGGAGGGUGUGUUGUCAAGUGUAAUGUCAUGGGAAGCAAACAUUUCUUGGUUUAAAACCUGCCUUCCAUCCCACAUUUAUAGUUGCCUCAAAUUGAAAAACAAGUAGCCAUAUUCCAGAUGCCUUCUAAAUAGAAUUUUUUUUUAAAAAACCCACUAUUAACAGGGAAGAGUGAAACCUAGAGCCUGGCAGAUUUGUGAAGGAAAGGAUAAGAUAAUCAAGAGAGAAAGCUGGACUUUUGAUAUGGUUUUAAAAAAUGUCUUGUCUCUCAGAGAAACUAGGCAUAGUAUUAAUUGUGUGAGUGCAGUUUAUGUGUUUUAUCAAAGCAAAAGCUGUUUGGAAGCCUGGGCAACUUUUGGACCAAGGAAGGUAAGGAAGAGAAGCUUAUAGCUUCUCUCCUUGCUAUAAAUUCAAUAAAAUUGUCUCCAUCAAGCUGCAAAUAGCACCAUUAGAGAGAUUACUUUCACUGGUGUGCCUUCUUUCCCUGGUGCCCUGUUGCUCAUGUUUCUUCUCAGUUGCUAUAACAAGAAAAGAUGCACAUUAAGUCCUUUAUCAAGUUAAAAUUGUUUGGCAUUAUGUGUCUCAUCUCUGGGGAAAACUGAAAUAAGGUAUUCCUUGCACAAGAACUGCCUUAUACUACACGUAACUGGCUAUGCCAUACAUAUCCAGUUUAUUGAAUGUAAGCCUGGAAGUGGUUCCAGGAUCCUCUGCAUUGUUGUAUCAAGCUCAUGUAUUAAUGAGAAAGAGUAUGUCAAGGACUCUAAUACAGCACUAAAAAUAAAAUGUGUAAAUGAGACAAUUGUGAGAAAAUUUUAUUCUGUCCAAGUUGUAAAAUUGUUUUUAUCAAAUAAAAAUAUUUUAUCAUA
Molecule: messenger RNA, 4448 nt
Organism: Anolis sagrei ordinatus
Lineage: Eukaryota; Metazoa; Chordata; Lepidosauria; Squamata; Anolidae
Gene: SLC19A2
Product: solute carrier family 19 member 2
Biological process (GO): thiamine transport; transmembrane transport
Cellular component (GO): plasma membrane
Molecular function (GO): thiamine transmembrane transporter activity
Source: RefSeq, a predicted model, not a curated record